UUCACCUGCUGCAAGUGUGGGUGGGGUCCCGUGAAGGACAUCUGAAAAGUCCCUGCAGCCAGAGGAUCCAGGAAACCUCAAGACUCGCUCAGUGGCUGGAGGCUGUCGGGUGCUCAUCUGCCUAGAGAGGGCUUUUCUGGAUUUAUCACCAGCCACGUGCUGCAGUCUCCUCCCCUCCCCCAUGCCACCUUUUCCAGAAAUAACCACAACCUUGCUGCCUCUUGAGGCUGUUUACUGACGACCCACUGGAUGUCAAGCAGUGUGCAUGGUUAUUUUCCAUGCUUGGAACAGCCCGACAAGGUCAGCUGCAUGGCUGUUCUGCAGAAUUCAGAGGAUGAUUCCUAUCUGCUUCCUCCAAACACCGAGGCCUGGGAAGAGCGAGGCAUCCCUGACUUCGUCUAUGGGCAGAAGGAGCUUAUGGUGGAGGGGAUUCAGUGGCCACAGACUGUCCCCAGCACCCCGGACACAGUGUCACUGUCCCGUUUUGACCGUGCUCUCCGCUCUGCAUGGAAGCAGCGGGUAGAACUGGGCCUGUUUCGCUACCGCCUGGGGGAGCUGCAGACCCGAACUCUCCCUGGUGCUGUGGGUUUCGUGGCUCAGCUGAAUGUGGAGCGGGGGGUACAGAGGAGGCGCCCCCAGACCAUCGGGAGCGUAAGGCAGGCAUUUGACCCUCAGCAGUUUAAUUUCACUAAGAUCCGGCCAGGAGAAGUGCUCUUCCGUCUGCGCCGGGAGCCCGAUGGCCCUGCCAUCGUCCAGCAGGAGGACAUCCUGGUGGUGAUCAAUGUCAGCCCCCUGGAGUGGGGCCAUGUCUUGCUGGUGCCCGAGCCUGCUCGGGGACUGUCCCAGCGCCUGGUGCCAGGGGCAUUGCGGGCUGGGGUGGAGGCUGUGUUACUGAGUUUGCACCCAGGCUUCCGGGUGGGCUUCAAUAGUCUGGGGGGCUUGGCCUCUGUGAACCACCUCCACCUGCAUGGCUACUACCUGGAUCACCGGCUGCCCGUGGAGGGGGCUCCAAGUGUGCCCCUGGACCCCAAGGGCCAUUUGCAUCUGCUCCAGACCCUUCCAGUGCCUGGCUUUCUCUUUUACACCAGCAAGCCAGGGUCCGACUUGGAAGCCUUGAUUAGCAGGGUGUGUAGGGCCACUGACUAUCUCAGUGACCAUGAGAUUGCUCAUAACUUGUUUGUGACCCGAGGAGCUCCACCUGGAAAGGCAUCGCCUCCCUUGGCCCUCACAGGGGUCCGAGUCAUUUUGUGGACCCGGAAAUCCAGCUUUGGAAUCAAGGAAGGUGAGGCUUUCAAUGUUGCUCUCUGUGAGCUGGCUGGGCACCUCCCUGUCAAAACAUCCCAGGAUUUCUGCAGCCUGACAGAGGCGGCGGCUGUGGUUCUCAUUCAGAGCUGUCUGCUGCCCCAGGCUCAGGCCAGUGAGGUGCAGGCUGCACUGGUAGCUCUGAUGGCCCAGGAAGAGCCAUGAUCCUUCUGAAGCUUCUAAUUUGCUGGCUGACUUGAGUUCCUUUCCUGGAGGCUGGUGACCCUGGUCACUGGGGCAUCUGUUUUCAUGCCAGCCUUCCUACCUCUCUAAGCUUAAGAAGAAGGAUGAAUUAAAAACUGAGGUCAGGCACAGUGUCUCACACUUACAAUCCUAGCUACUUGGGCAGUAGAGAUCUGGAGGAUCACAGUUUGAGGCCAGCCUGGGCAAAAAGUUCAUGAGACCCCAAUCUCAACCGAUGACUGGGUACUUGCCUGUCAUCCCAGUUACACCAGGAAGCAUCAGGAUUGCAGUUCAGGGCAGUCUGGGUACAAAGCGUGACUCUGUCUCAAAUAUAGGCAACACAAAAAAAGCUGUCAAGUGGCUUAAGUGGUAGAACACCUGCCUAGCAUGCAUGAGGCCCUGAGUUCAAU
Messenger RNA from Castor canadensis (American beaver), 1895 nucleotides. RefSeq names its product GDP-D-glucose phosphorylase 1 (gene Gdpgp1). The record is from RefSeq and is a predicted model, not a curated record. Gene Ontology annotation, cellular component: cytoplasm. Gene Ontology annotation, biological process: glucose metabolic process. Gene Ontology annotation, molecular function: GDP-D-glucose phosphorylase activity. NCBI's taxonomy places the organism in Eukaryota, Metazoa, Chordata, Mammalia, Rodentia, Castoridae.